AUGGACUUUUUAGAUAGUUUUCGUAAGUGGAAGUAUCAUAUUUUAGUUGCAUUAGCUUCAAUUAGUAUUACUGCAGCUGGCUAUGUGGCUGUGAAGAAAAUUGUGAAGAGAAGGUCAGGGAGUAAAUUAAGAGAAAUCAUUGCUUCUGCUAAUCCGCCAUCUGUGAUUAAGCUAAGGGUAAGGGAAGAAAAAGUAAUUGAUAAUGACAUACAGUUUAUUAUUUCGGUAAAGCUUGAAGAGCAUAAAAAACCACUGAGAAAUUCGCAAAAAACAAAUCCUUUUCUUUAUCCUUUUGAGGAGGGAAUUCAUAUAAAAAAUAUUGGACAAAGCUAUAGACUACUUUUUAAUAAAUUCCCUGUCGUAAAUAACCAUGUUCUGAUAGUUACAUAUCAAUUUGAAAAGCAGGCAGAGCCUUUAUCUGCGAAUGACUUAUCCGUAGCCUAUGACGUAUGCAAGGAAUUGGACGCUUUCGCAUUUUUUAAUUCAGGCCCUGCUUCUGGAUAUAGCCAAGAACAUAAACACAUACAAGUCAUCCCAUGGUCAAGCAUAUCAAGCUUCCCGCUUGGAAAAAUUAUCGAAGAAAAUUGAAGUGAAAGGCCUUUUUCAAUCCCAUGCUUCAAUUUCAGACACUUUUAUCACGGAUUUUCAAAUAGCCCAACAUCUGAGUAUUUGUAUGGAAUUUAUAAGAAAUUGAUGAGUCUAUUGGGUCCUUCGCAUUCUUAUAAUUUGGUGCUGACAAGAAGAUGGAUGCUUGUGGUGCCAAGAGAAAAAGAAAGAAGCUUUAAUAGGUUUGACUUGAACUCUAUGGCAUAUAUGGGAUUUAUGCUUGUCAAUAAUGAUGAAGAAUUGGGAUUUUUAAGAAAAAUUGGACCUUUGGCACUAUUGAGAGAUGCAGCAACGAGUAAUUAA
Messenger RNA from Blepharisma stoltei, 909 nucleotides. Lineage: Eukaryota; Ciliophora; Heterotrichea; Heterotrichida; Blepharismidae. The record is from the annotation of a GenBank genome assembly.